AGAGAGAGAGAGAGAGAGAGAGAGAGAGCACCGCCACAGCCUGAGGGAGCAAACCCACUUCAUCAGCGGGAAAAAAGGCUACCAGCACCGGAGUGAGGGUCCCACACAGUUCCUCUAAACCCCCCGUGGAGCGAACACAUUUACCGGAGCUCGUGAGAGGAAACUUGUCCCGCGCGCAGAGAGAGAGAGAAAGUUGGCGCCUGAGCGCAGCGCGAGGCUGGAAGAUGUGAUCAGAGUUUCUAACGGCGACGCGUUUCUAACAGAGAAACAAAAUGAAAAUUACCCUCCCUGGAACCGUUUGUAUUCUCAUCUUUCUCCAGAUGUUGUGCUGGGGCAUAGAAGGACAAUGUAAGGAACCUAAAGAAGUCUCCAAACUCAAUCUCUCUGUGACCUAUAACCUCCCACACUUUGUUUCAGAUACACCUGUCCAGAAGCUUCUAGUAUUUAAUGAAAGCAUAUAUGUAGGUGCUACCAACAAACUAUAUGCAUUGGCAGGAGACCUCAAGAAGAUGACUGAGUAUCACACUGUCCAUGAGGCUCAACGAUGUGCUUAUAAGGGCUGCAGAGACAAUCCAGCCAACGCUAAUAACACUAACAUGGCUCUGGUUAUGGAGACCUACUACGACCCCGAGCUCUUCAGCUGUGGUACCAUGGGAAAUGGCGUCUGCAUCCGCCACGUGCUGGAAGAUGGCAAACUAGACGAUGUGAACUGCAUGGGCUCGCAUAACAGAGACGGCAGUCAGUAUAUCGCCGGCCCUGCAGGAACCCAGAUUGUUAACGUCUUAGCUGGUGGUGUUGUACGGUUCUUUGUUGCUAAUUCAGAGCCUCUUGCCUCCUUUCCAAGUUCUUCUCCGUGUGCCCACCACACAAUCUCUGUCAGAAAGAUGUGGGAGACCCAAGACCGCUUUGAGUUUGUCUCUAAGCAGUCCUACAUGGACCUAGCACCUGGCUUGCGUGGAAAUUAUCCCCUGAACUAUGUCUAUUCCUUCUCGAGUGGACAGUAUGUUUACUUUCUCACUGUGCAGAGAGAAAGCAGCAGCUCCAAGGUCUUCCACACCCGCAUUGUGCGCAUGUGCUCCUCCGACCUGGAGCUUUUGCACUAUGUGGAGAUGCCCUUUGAGUGUAUCUACUCGGAGAAAGGCAGGAGGAAACGUUCGACCCAGAUGGUGUUCAAUGUUCUUCAGGCAGCACAUGUAGCCAAAGCUGGCAGUGACUUGUCCAAGGAGAUGGGUCUGAAGGAAGGAGAAGAUGUGCUGUUUGCCGCCUUUGCCCGCAGCAAACCUGACUCUCCUGAACCCACAGCAAGCUCUACAGUGUGUGUGAUUUCUAUCGCUGAAAUCAACAAGUUCUUCACGGGCUUCAUGCAGCAGGGCCACACUAAACCACUCUACCACUUAUCUGGCUCUGAACUGAAACCCUACAAUCAGAGCUCUUUAGGUGAUUCAUUUGGCUGUGGAAAACAUGAGAAAGGCUACAGGCUGGAAGUCACCAGGACGCACCCACGUAAAGACUGGUUCAACGGUCGAUUUCGGAACGUUCUCCUCACCUCCAUUGCUGUGGUGCCCAUGCAGAACCACACCGUGGCUACGCUGGGGACUGCAGAAGGGAGGGUCAUCCAGGUGGUGGUUUCCCGUUUUGGCAACACAGAGCCUCAUGUGGACUUCCUCUUGGACGCUCUUCCCGUGUCCUCAGAGGUGGCGCUGCUGUCUCCACAGCGACCAGACGCUGCCGUACUGCUGGUCACAGGAAACAAGGUGUCUAAAGUGCCUUUGAUUGGUCCAGGCUGUGAGCAGUUGUGGAGCUGCAGCUCGUGUCUCCUGGCUCCGUCCUUCAUGGGCUGCGGAUGGUGCAGGAACAGAAACCUCUGCAGUCGGUCAGCUCAGUGUGAGACUUCCCUUUGGAGCCAAGACUCCUGCCCCAUUCUCAUGACUGAGAUCUUUCCUGCCACCGCUCCACUGAAAGGCCGCACCAACAUCACAAUCUGUGGCAAAAACUUUGGCUUCAGCAAAAAAGAUCGAUUUAACGCCAGUAUUAUUGACAUUGAGGUGGCUGGAGCAAAGUGCAGGUUGACCAAGAAGGACAGUAGCAACCAUCGGUUGGUUUGUGGCCUCGAUCAUGUGAACGUGUCUAGUUCUGACCCGUGGGUUAGAGUACGCAGCGGUAAGGAGCAGGGGCAGAUCAAGGGCUUCACGUUUGUGAACCCUGUUAUUAAAGGAAUCUUCCCUGCGUUUGGACCUAAAUCUGGUGGAACCUCACUGACUAUUACAGGAUUGUACCUGAACAGUGGGAGCUCACGAAAGGUUAUAAUUGGAAGUGCCACAUGUGAAAUUCAGAGUGAAUCAGCUACCGUGCUGACUUGUCAGACUCCAUCUCAACACUCGCCAUCCCAGCACAAAGUACAGCUGCAUAUCGAUGGAGUGACCCGUGAAGCUCCUGCCAACUAUACCUACAAUGAAGAUCCACUCAUCCACAGUGUCCAGCCCACACGCUCCUUCAUCAGCGGAGGCAGCACAGUGAUAGCGUCUGGCGUCUACCUCCACUCAGCCAUGCAGCCUCAGAUGUUCCUCAGCGGCCCUCCCUUCACCAAGGACAAAGAGGUUUAUGUAACGUGCACACAGGAUGAAGACAAGCUGACUAUCGUCUGCAUCACUCCAUCGCUUAAAGGCCUGAAUAUUCGCCCUCCGGUCGCCACUAAGAUGAAGUUUGUGCUUGAUGGCUUUUCAACACGGGAAUAUGACUUGACCUACGUGGAAGACCCCAAGUUUGAGGAGUUUCAGAAGCCCACUCUGACUCCUAGAGGCAGUAAGAGUGUGCUUGAGAUUAAGGUUCCUCGUGUAGAUGUGGAGGCGGUGAAGGGAGAAGUGUUGCGGGUGUCCAACCGCUCAUGUGUGAAUGUGGCUCUGGUGGGAAACACACUGGAGUGCACUGUGCCCCCCGAGCUUCAGACUGCCACCAAAGAGCUGGAGGUGGAGUGGAUGCAGGCUUCCUCCUCAGUGAUUCUGGGUCGUGUAAUUCUGGCGCAGGAGCAGGACUACAAGCCGCUGAUCGUUGGUGUGGUGUGUGUGUCCAUCCUGCUGGUCAUGCUGCUUGCGGUUUUUGCCUGGAUCAGGAGGAAGAAGCACAUCGAUGAUUUAGCUGAGGGGAUGGUUUGGUAUGACGGCCGUGCUCACAUUCCGCACUUGGACAUGCUGGCAAACGCGAGGAGUGUGAGUCCCACUAAUGAAAUGGUGUCUCACGAGUCUCUGGAUUAUAGAACCACUUUGCUUGAGGACCAGAGCUUGCCGAUGUCUCCCAGCGAGUCGUGUCGGCCUCCUCCUUAUGCUCAUGCACAUGUAGACCUGUCGCCCAUGGGGGCUGAGGGAGACCUGGCCUCCCCAUUGCUGCCUGUUUCUGCUCCUGUAGAUCUGAGCAGCCUGCACCCCGAGCUGCUAAAGGAGGUGCAGCAUGUGGUCAUCGCCAGAGAGGACCUGCUUCUACACAUCAAUGAGAUUAUUGGAAGAGGACACUUUGGUUGUGUAUUUCAUGGGACUCUGUUAGAACCAGACGGCCAGAAGCAGCACUGUGCGGUCAAGUCAUUAAACCGAAUCACAGAUAUAGAGGAAGUCUCUCAGUUCCUGAAGGAGGGGAUUAUCAUGAAGGACUUCAGCCACCCCAAUGUUCUUUCCUUGCUAGGCAUCUGCCUGCCAAGUGAAGGUUCUCCUCUGGUGGUGCUGCCUUACAUGAAGCACGGAGACCUGCGAAACUUCAUCAGGGACGAGACUCACAACCCCACAGUGAAGGACCUCAUGGGUUUUGGCCUACAGGUAGCUAAAGGCAUGGAGUAUCUUGCCAGCAAGAAGUUUGUACACCGAGACCUCGCAGCUAGGAACUGCAUGCUGGAUGAGAGCUAUACAGUGAAGGUGGCUGAUUUUGGCCUGGCCAGAGACGUGUAUGAUAAAGAAUACUACAGCGUGCACAACAAGAGCGGAGUUAAGCUGCCUGUUAAGUGGAUGGCCUUAGAGAGCCUGCAGACCCACAAGUUCACCACCAAAUCUGAUGUUUGGUCAUUUGGGGUGUUGCUAUGGGAACUCAUGACCCGAGGUGCCCCGCCUUACUCUGAUGUCAACUCCUUCGACAUCACAGUCUUUCUCUUGCAAGGCCGAAGACUGCUGCAGCCAGAGUUCUGCCCCGAUGCCCUCUACAACGUGAUGAUCGAGUGUUGGCACCCCAAACCUGAGCGACGACCUACUUUCUCUGAGCUCGUCUCCCGCAUCUCUGCCAUUUUCUCCAGUUUCAGCGGCGAGCACUACAUCCUCCUGAACACCACUUACGUCAACAUCGACAAAAUGACACCCUACCCCUCUCUCAUCUCCUCUCAGAGCCAGCUGGACCGGGACUGCUGCACCUGAGAGAGGAAGAGAGAGAGAGGGAGGAAAGCAGAGGGACAAAAAAAGAGCAAGACAGAGAAAGAAAGAGACUGUUUGAUUACUCUGAAUCUGCUGCGUAAGACUGACAGACACUGGACUGAGUGCCAGGGAACAUUUGCACUUCUCUAUGGAGAAAAAGCUGCCCAAGGUCACUGCUGAAGACAGUAAAGGGAAGCUGAUUGUCUUUAUCACUGUAGAUAGACUGCAGCCCUCUGAAGUAAGUCCUGUGGAUGGAGCAGGGCUACUGAUACCAGCUUCUAUUUGAAGCAGGCAGGACGCACGCUGACAGACUUGGACUGACUCUGCUGGACUCCUGACUGAAUGAGCCAUCAGCUCUUUCACAGCUCACACUGAUAGAAGAGGAAAGCACAGACCAAAGCCAUAGAACUCACCGAACUCUCACCGUGACUUUCCAGAUCUGUGAAAAAUGGGCUCAGAAAGUGUGUUUCUUUUUAAACACUUUUAAACCAAUUAGACUGAGAGGAAACAAGGUUCAAAAAUCCUUUGAGGGCAUUGACAAAGAUUUCGCUCAAGUGGAAUCAAACAGAUGAAACUGAUUAGAGUCAGAGUGCUGAUCCAGGAUCAGUGUCUCUCAGUUCCUACUGUAUUAUUUUACAGAAGAAGCAGAUCCUAUUCUGGGACUCCUGCUCCAUUUUGGGAGAAAUUAAAGGAUCUCUCAGAUAAUUCCUCCUCUUCUCUGGUGGUUUGUGCUGCUCAGUAUGUGAAUGUGUGUGGUGAGUUUGUGUUUAAUCUGUGAAAAACAGCAAUUCUGGGACGUUGUCUGUGUCUCUGAACUGAACACGGUGGAAUAGGAUGCUGUGAGCAGAACACUGGAUGUGUUACAUGUGAAAUUACAUAUGAUGAGUUUAUGAAUGUGCUUCCAACCACUAUUUCAUUCUAUGUUUCAUGGAUUGCACAUGUCCACAUUUUGUAUGUCUGCCCUUUCAACUGAUUCCUGUACAAAUGGUCAAAUAUUUAGAUAGAUGAGCUUAUAUGACAAGAUAUAGUUUGAUGAGGAGCCUCUGAAGUAUUGCAUUAUAUGCUUUCUUUUUUAUAAAGUCGUAUGAAAUGGCAUUUGAAGUCAAUCAGACGUAGCAGAAAUGACAAUGAAUGUGAUUUAGCAUAAAGAUCCACUGAGGGAUUGUAAAUAAUGUUUCUCUUGUCCAACCUGCUGUGUGAUUCAUGUAUAUAUAGCCUGGUCUGUGGUACCAUUCAGAAUUCAUUGGAUAUAAAAGCAAGAGAUUAGUUUUCUUUAUCUUCAGUGGUCGUUUAAGCAAAAUUUCUGGCACUGUAUAUUGUACCAGUCAAAUAGCUCCCUGUGGUCACUCAAAUAUGGUACAAAUUAUAUUUCUGUUUUCCUAAUAACCUGGUUGAAUAAAGCUCCGUCAUCAGGUUGUUUGUGCAGAACAAAUAUGGAAUAAUAAACAAAUGUUUAUGGA
This is a messenger RNA of Pygocentrus nattereri (red-bellied piranha), 5845 nucleotides long. RefSeq names its product MET proto-oncogene, receptor tyrosine kinase (gene met). Gene Ontology annotation, biological process: multicellular organism development; nervous system development; cell surface receptor protein tyrosine kinase signaling pathway. Gene Ontology annotation, molecular function: transmembrane receptor protein tyrosine kinase activity; ATP binding; protein binding. NCBI's taxonomy places the organism in Eukaryota, Metazoa, Chordata, Actinopteri, Characiformes, Serrasalmidae. The transcript has 21 exons. Gene Ontology annotation, cellular component: membrane; signaling receptor complex. The record is from RefSeq and is a predicted model, not a curated record. Bases 273 to 4388 code for a protein of 1371 amino acids.